Messenger RNA from Myxocyprinus asiaticus (Chinese sucker), 611 nucleotides. RefSeq names its product transcription factor 21-like. Gene Ontology annotation, biological process: regulation of transcription by RNA polymerase II; skeletal muscle tissue development. Gene Ontology annotation, molecular function: RNA polymerase II transcription regulatory region sequence-specific DNA binding; DNA-binding transcription factor activity, RNA polymerase II-specific; protein dimerization activity. The transcript has 2 exons. NCBI's taxonomy places the organism in Eukaryota, Metazoa, Chordata, Actinopteri, Cypriniformes, Catostomidae. Bases 72 to 488 code for a protein of 138 amino acids. The record is from RefSeq and is a predicted model, not a curated record.
UACCACUGCAAAACAGGACACAAAUUUGUUGGAAAGCAAGUUCUCCACUCUGAGGAACAGGUGCAGUCACAAUGUCCAUCGGUUCAGUGAGUGAUCCUGAAGACGUCCAGGAGCUGUCAAUCACUGGCAUGGACGAACGUUCUCUAGAAAACUCAGACGAUGAAUUCAGUGUCGAUGACAAUCUGAAAGGAAAGACAAAACGACCACGAGUUGGUGCCAACGACAACAACAAGCAGCAAAUGAAGAUGGCAAAAGAUGGCCGACAGUCUCAGAGAAACGCAGCUAAUGCCAGAGAGAGGGCGCGGAUGAGAGUUCUGAGUAAAGCUUUCUCACGGCUGAAGACCAGCCUGCCAUGGGUACCUGCAGACACCAAACUGUCAAAGCUGGACACGCUGCGUCUGGCAUCCAGCUAUAUAUCUCACCUCAGACUACUCUUACAAGAGGACAGAUACGAGAACGACUUUGUUCAUCCUGUAAACUUGGUAUGAACCUGGCCUUUUGGGGUCUCAGCACGAUUAGAGGACACCAAAGACAUUCCCACAGCGAUCAGACUAUGUGGAGCUACAGCAUAAACAUCUGGCACCUCUCUGUCUUUUUCUUUUUUAUCUCAC